CACGAUUCGCAUGCGUUGAAAUCAAGAAAUACACCACCUUCAAUGCAGUCGACAACUACUAGUAGAAGCCUGACUGCCACCUCCUCCACCCUCCCUCGACCGAUCCUGGCCUGAGCAGCACGUCGAGAGCGCGCCUCCGCGAGGAGCACCUCGACUGCUGGCCGACAAGCGAUGCAGCACCAGUACCAGGGAGGGCCGGGGCCUAAUAUCCCGCCGGCUCUCCCUCUGCAUCCUCAGCAGCGAAGAGACUAUCACGCAUACCAUCAUAGCCCACAGUCGUCGAUGCCGCCGCAGCACUAUUAUGGCUAUAAUCCACAAUACUAUGCUCAUCCUCCGCCGCAGCCAUAUCAAUGGCGCCAACCAUACCCGCCUCAGCAGUACCUGCCACCGCAGCACAUGCAACCGCCAUACCAGCGCUCGUCAAUCGUUGUCACUUCCCAACCGCAUCUCCAGCAGCCGAUGACGCCCGUCACACGACAGCCGAACCCUCUACCUGCUCCACCGCCGGCGACGCAAUCGCCACGACCCGUGCACAAGUAUAACCAUCAGCAGCCUCCAGCAGCGACUCCUUCACCCGCGCCGACUCCCAGUGCAUCUCUACCUCCUGCUCCGUCUGCUGCUGCAAGUCCAAAAGAGCGUAUGGACACGCCUCCGCCUCCGCCUUCGCGCAGGCAGUCUGGUGCACAGAAUCCUCUAUUGCUACCACCAGAACACAAGCAGCCCUUCUGGCCAGAUCUUCCGUGGUACUCGGUACCAGAGAGCCGAACUGCUUUUCCCACACGCGCCACUCCACGCCGCCGCCGACGACGAAACAUCCGCCCACAGAACGACAGCGUUGCGCUACCGGCGCUGGAGACUGACUCGCAAACGCUCUCGAACGAAGAGCCAGCGUCUGAGGCCUCGACCAUUGCUGCUCCUUCCGAGCCAGAGACUCCUGCUACUAGCCAAGCGCCGUCCGAAAGCGAGUUCACGACUGCCUCAACGCCCGCGACACCCGCUCAAGCGCCCACCGCUUCUCCAAAGCCAACGCCAACUCAGCAAGCCCACACGAGAAGAGAUACCAGGACCGCUAUCGCUGUGCCCUCUAUACCGGGCAUUAGCAAGCCAAAAGAGGCUGCACCGCCAAGAGCAUCAAGCAAGGAAGUUUCUGAGAAGGCUGUUGAGGAUACCACACCCAAAGCAGAGGCACAACAAGCAACCUCGGACCAUGAGGCGGCAGCGCCAGUAGUCGAGGAAGACCCAAAGCCGCCACCUCCAAAGCCCGCUCCUGCGCCAAAGUCUUGGGCAGAUUUGGUCAAGCGCAACACAAAGACACAGGCUCCUGCUGCGAAAGUAAAUGGCGAAGUCAUCACCAACGGAUUUCAGCUCCCCAAGUCCGCUUCUCUCGCCGAAGCACUCAAACGGUACCGAGUGCAAGGCGGUGGCGCACUCAACUUUCUCGAACCCCGAGGGCUUGUAAAUACUGGCAAUAUGUGCUACAUGAAUUCUAUUCUUCAAGUUCUUAUAUUUUGCGUACCAUUCUACAACUUCCUGGAUCAAGUGCGGCAACGGACCGUGCAUUCGAUGAAGAGCGGAACUCCUCUGGUCGAUGCUAUGAUCAUGUUCAUGAGGGAAUUCAAGGUCUUGGCUAGCGCGGAGUCGGUGGAUGCUUUACGCGCGCUGCUUAAACAGGAGCAGCUUGAACAAUACGGCGAUCCUGUUACGCCUGAUUAUGUCUACGAAGUGAUUCGCAAGCUUCCGCGAUUUGCAAGCAUGAGAAGAGGACAUCAGCAGGACGCAGAAGAAUUCCUUGGCUUCUUGCUUGAGGGACUUCAUGACGAAUGUGUUCAGGUCAUGCAAGGCCAGCCUGACGAGCAGCCGAAGCAGAGCGUCUCAUUGCCAGAUACCGCAAUGUCUCCGGGAUCUGCCGACGGAUGGCUGGAAGUUGGACCUAAGCAGAAAGCAUCGGUCACCCGGACGGCUGGGCAGCAGGAUGCGCCAUCACCCAUCACCAAGAUUUUCGGCGGGCAUUUGCGCUCUGAGCUUCGCGUGCCAGGUCUCAAGGAUUCUGUCACGCUCGAACCAUACAAGCCGCUUCAGCUGGAUAUUGGAGCUUCUCACGUCAACAACAUCGUGGAUGCACUCAAGGGUAUCACUUACACCGAGGCGCUUACGGGCGACUUCGGCGGCAAGGGUACUACUGCCAAGAAGCAGGUAUUCAUUGAUAGCCUGCCACCGGUUCUCGUCUUGCACUUGAAGCGAUUCCAGUACGAUAACAGCUUUUCUGGAACCCAGAAGAUUUGGAAGAAGGUUGGAUAUCCACUGGAGUUGCAGAUUCCAAAGGAAGUCUUCCCACCAGCGAAGCGAGCUCAGCUGCAAAUUUCCGGCCUUCCCAAAUUCAGACUGACCAGUGUUGUCUAUCACCACGGCAAAUCUGCUGCAGGUGGUCACUACACCGUCGAUGUUCUCCGCCAAGACAGCCGAGAAUGGAUCCGCAUGGACGACACAGUCAUUCGCCGCAUUCGGCCAGAGGAUGUUGCAGAGGGAGGGGCAGAGGAAGAUCCGAAGAUCCUCGCCAAAGCACUGGAGCAGCACAAGGCUGACCAGGAUCUCCAAAAACAGCGCAACAUGUACCAGGGUUUGGACGAGGCUGAGAAGGAGCCAGAAGAGGAGAAACCUUGGUCCGAGGUCAACGGCCAUCCAAGCGGUCACAAGAAGAAUUGGAGCAAUGUGGCCGCCAAUGCCACCAACGGCACAUCCACGCCUACAAGUACAACAGGCAAGCGGACUCCAACAGCCAAGAAGGAAGGCGUGCGCGACAACAAGGUCGCCUACAUCCUGCUGUACGAGCGCAUUCACGAUUGAUCCACCUCUCUGAACCGCGUACAAGCUCAAAUUGCUCUCGACUUACGAUCCAUACCAUCAAGGCCGACGCCUAUGCAGAGUUGGCCGCAACGCCUGCCAUAAUUCUUGGCAACCGGAAUCCCACAAACCUCUUGGAGCUCCGCGUCGGCGAUAGCAGGCGCUCAGUAACUCACUAUCACCCCGAAUCCAACACCCUCCGACCACUCACCGGCUCGCGCGACGAUGACGACGACACGCCAAAGUGUAUUUGUAGGUCAACACUUCCGUGGAGACACUUGACGCUGAACAUGUGCGGAAUGAUCUCAAGAGCUUCGGCUUUAACUUUAGUAGUAGAGGCCUGAGAUCUGGCAUUGUGUGACGACAGUAAUGUGUCUGGUUUCGGAUGAAAUGUGUGUAUAGGAUUAGCACCCCCCAAAAAUGACAUAUUAUCACAAG
Messenger RNA from Pseudocercospora fijiensis CIRAD86, 3279 nucleotides. RefSeq lists its product as uncharacterized. The record is from RefSeq and is a predicted model, not a curated record. Gene Ontology annotation, cellular component: cytosol; nucleus. Gene Ontology annotation, biological process: protein deubiquitination. Gene Ontology annotation, molecular function: cysteine-type deubiquitinase activity; cysteine-type endopeptidase activity. Bases 172 to 2844 code for a protein of 890 amino acids. Lineage: Eukaryota; Fungi; Ascomycota; Dothideomycetes; Mycosphaerellales; Mycosphaerellaceae. The transcript is spliced from 5 exons.